ACAACUGGAGUCACCAGGCUGUACAUCAGAUCCCAGAACGUACGUGUGUUAGGUCUAGAAAGUGAUACCCUUUGACCAGCAUCUCCCUGAGUUUUGACAGAUGCAGCGUGGAGGAGAGGAACCUCACUGCGUGACACGGCUGUGCCCUGGGGGAAAUGCAGCACAAGCUCUGAGGCAGCUUUGGUGCGACAUCUCCUAAACGGCACCGCAGUCAGCAGAUAGAGACUGGGGAACAGACCAGAGAGGCAGAGGAGAGAGUACACCCAGAGCGCAGGGGUGAUGACGGUGUGUUUGGGGAGCAAACGAUCCGAGUGUGUCUCACGCAGGAACACCAGUGGGAGGGUCUCAAGAGAGAGCCUAGAGGAAUAGGUACGGAUGAAAACAGGAAGAGCUUUUAUCGAAAAGCAGUUGGAGAGUCACUAAGGAACCAUCCAAGAGUUACUGUCUGUUAAUUUCCACAGACUCUACCCUGAGGGAACUGUGCUGGAUCCAAGCACUACAGCCAACAGAUCACCCCACCCCACUACUAAACGGGAACCUUUUUCUGACAGCAUGUUAUUCUACACGUUUCCUUUCAGGCAGGAAAAAAAUCUUUGUGCCCUGAAUUCCUAAUCAAACAGAGACCUUUGACCAAGAAGGAAGAGUUCAUCAGCCCAUGUUCACAGACAAAGGUACUGCAGAUCACACAGCUAGAGAUGUGCAAAUAUCUUAUCAGGUGAGGGGGAGAACUACAGACAGGAGAGCAUUUUGAUUCUAGCAGAUCUUCAUUAAAAAAACACCCCCAUGUUUUAUGGAAAGGCGUGCAUCACAUUGGAAGAUUACUCCGCACUCACAGAAGACGUUUUAUGAGUCUCAUUCUCAGGGCAGCCUGACCCACUGACUCAUUUUGGUCCCCUACCUGAUGCUCAGCCGCCGUCAUCGCUGGCGACACUGUCUCAGAAGACGUCCUGCCUCUCAGGGCUCGCGGUCAUGCCGGAGAGAAACACCACUCUGGUCAGCGAGUUCAUCCUGGUGGGCUUCCCCACGGCCCCGUGGCUGCAGGUCCUGCUCUUCUUCCUCUUCCUGGUGGUCUACCUGCUGGUGGUGGUAGAGAACCUUGUCAUCAUGCUCACCGUCUGGGUCACUGGCUCCCUGCACAAGCCCAUGUACUACUUCCUGAGCAGCCUGUCCUUCCUGGAGGUCUGGUAUGUCUCCGUCACCGUCCCCAAGAUGCUGGAGGGAUUCCUCCUGCAGAGACGGCACAUCUCCUUCACAGGCUGCAUGGCCCAGCUCUACUUCUUCAUCUCGCUGGCCUGCACGGAGUGUGUGCUUCUGGCAGCCAUGGCCUACGACCGCUACGUGGCCAUCUGCCACCCUCUCAGAUACCCGGUCAUCAUGACCACAGGUUACUGUGCGCAGCUGGUGGCCUUCUCCUACGGGACUGGGUUCAUGAUCACAGUGAUCAAAGUCUAUUUCAUUUCGCAUGUCACUUUCUGUGGCUCCAAUGUCAUGAACCACUUUUUCUGUGACAUCUCACCCAUCCUCAAGCUGGCCUGCAAAGACAUGUCCACGGCUGAGCGGGUGGACUUCGCCCUGGCCAUCGUCAUCCUUGUCUUCCCGCUCACCACCACCAGCCUCUCCUACGGCUACAUUGUCUCCACCAUUCUGCGCAUCCCCUCCACCCAGGGCAGGAAGAAGGCCUUCUCCACCUGCGCGUCCCACCUCACCGUCGUCGUGAUUUAUUACACGGCCAUGAUCUUCAUGUACGUUCGGCCCAGAGCCAUUGCUUCGUUUAACUCCAACAAACUAAUCUCGGCUGUGUAUGCAGUCCUCACGCCCAUGCUAAACCCAUUCAUCUACUGCCUGAGGAACCAGGAAGUCAAGAACGCCAUCAAAAGGACCAUGGGGGGCGGCCAGUGCCCCCUGCUCAGCUGAGCCCUGCUGCCCUGAGGAGGCGAUGGUGUUCCAGCAAGAUGUCAUUCCCACGACACGUAUAGUUCUACGCUUUAGAAUUAAUUCUAAUUCUUUACAAAAAAAAAAAAAAUCACAGCAAGGGAAAUUUAAAACAUGUUUAAAAGCAGACAUUGCAUAUUCAAUAUGUAUAUUUUGAAGAAUUAACUAUUAUUUUACAUGCCAUAGACACUUAGGUACUAAAAUAACAGACUAUUAAAGGUAAAUAUUUAAUAUACUAAAUCUGAGUAAAUGAGUUAUAUGGGUUACUACAUGUUGAAUAUGUUUUUAAUACAUGGGAGUUGUUACCAUGCGUCUCCUGAGCUCAUACAUAUCGACUGCUGUUUCUCAGCAUCUCUGCAGAACCACAGAGUGUCCUUGCCCACUUCCAAGUUUCUUCACAGCAUCAUCUCAGUUACCCUUUCAGUCUUUAUUUCAUCGCUUGCCCGCGAAGAAACUAUUUAGAGUGAAUGCUAGGCUUUGAUUAAUAAUGUUCUUUUAAAAACUGGGCAUAAUCAUCCAAGAUGUUCAAUUAUUUGCUACCAUUUCAUACUGAACAAGCAAAAAGGCACUCUCCCCCCAAUUUUUCUGAAUUGUUGUUUUUAAAAUAACAAUUUACGGCACGGAAAACCCAGUUUCCUUUCAUUAAAAAAAACAUAAACAAUUAUAAAGUAUGAGAAAAGACUGAGAAACUGUCAGAUAGAAGGGACGAGGAGGACAUAGCUAAACAGAAUGCAGUACUUGGGACUGAAUCCUGCGACAGAGAAAGGGUGCUCAUGCGCGAAAUAGUAAAAUCUGAAUCGAAUCUGGAGCUGAGUUAAUAAAAAUGCACCAGUUUUUGAUUUCUUAGUUUUAAAAGCUGUACAUAGUACUGAAGAUGAUAAUAGGGGAAACUGCAAAUGGGUAAGGAAUAUAUAUACUUAAAGUCUACUAUCUUUUCAGGUUUUUUCUCUGUGAGUCAAAAAUUACUACAAAAUAAAAUGUUUAUUUUUAAAAAUGCAUUAUGCUAUUUAUUAUUUAUCUUUUUA
This is a messenger RNA of Sus scrofa (pig), 2957 nucleotides long. RefSeq names its product olfactory receptor 6B9-like. Gene Ontology annotation, biological process: G protein-coupled receptor signaling pathway. Gene Ontology annotation, cellular component: membrane. The record is from RefSeq and is a predicted model, not a curated record. Gene Ontology annotation, molecular function: olfactory receptor activity; G protein-coupled receptor activity. NCBI's taxonomy places the organism in Eukaryota, Metazoa, Chordata, Mammalia, Artiodactyla, Suidae.